Fusarium falciforme is the source of this 1917-nucleotide messenger RNA. RefSeq names its product Zn(2)-C6 fungal-type domain-containing protein. Gene Ontology annotation, molecular function: transcription cis-regulatory region binding; DNA-binding transcription factor activity, RNA polymerase II-specific; zinc ion binding. Bases 1 to 1917 code for a protein of 638 amino acids. Gene Ontology annotation, biological process: positive regulation of transcription by RNA polymerase II. The record is from RefSeq and is a predicted model, not a curated record. The transcript has 2 exons. Gene Ontology annotation, cellular component: nucleus. Lineage: Eukaryota; Fungi; Ascomycota; Sordariomycetes; Hypocreales; Nectriaceae.
AUGAAGGGGCAGACGAAAUCCCGGUCGGGAUGCCAGGUGUGCAAGGCGAAAAGGCUGAAGUGUGAUGAGAGCAAGCCAGGCUGUCAAAAUUGUAAAGACAGAAAGAUUGUCUGCCCUGGCUAUCAGCAGACGCUCAAAUGGUCGACCAAGCAUGAGCGGCGCAGCAGGCGCAAUACCAAUGAUCCCCCCAAUCUCGAUCAACUCAUCUCUGCCGCCUCCGUGUCAUUUCAAGAGCAUCAUGUUUCAGACACGCAGAGUCAUGUUCGAUCGUCCGGGGCCACUCCAAGUCUCCCCCCUACACAACCAUCCUCUUCCUCGGAGAAGGGGGCGAAAGCUGGCAUUGUCGCCACAAGUUAUUCUCAACCAUCAACCCAACGACGUCUGAGGCCAGUCAAUCUUAAAGCUGAUCAUGCUUUGACGGCUUCAGCAAACACGAAGCUUGAGCUCAAGCCACUCCAGCCAACCCCGAGCAACUCCGAAGAUGCUGAAGAGAAGCAAAUUGUUGUCUCCAAGGGCUGCACCUCAGGUUAUAUACCAAUCAGUUCCCCAGCACAAGCCAUCUCCGAACCAUCGACAUUCCUCAUUGAGCUCUGGUUCAAAUCCGUGUGCGGCGCCUGGGCAGCCUACGACUCCCCAACGAAUCCAUUUCGACGACUUGGAUCUUCCCUAUGGGGCUCGUCACGACCUCUAUUCUAUUCUCUCCAGAGCAUGGCAGCUGCUUCGUUGGUCAAGCGCCAGCCUGAGAUCCAAGAGAUUGCUGCGUCAGCUCCACGGAUCGCGACCGAAGCCAUCAUACACGAGCUGAGGAAACUAUUUGAAGCGCCGAAUACCGUCACGACCAUACCUCACGCUCUCAUUAUAUCUCUCUUCUGCUUGAGUUCAUCGCUCUGCUGGAUGGAUCACAAGCAGCUCGGGCUACAAUACCUCCGUCAUGUCCGGGUGAUACUGUCCCUUCUGGAAAUGAGAUCCAAGUAUCUUACAAAAGAAGAUCAAAAGCUCGUUGAAUUCUUCAAAGAGUGCCUGAUUUACGAAGAAUCCGUCAGAAGUAUCGUGACGAGCUACAAGGAAGACAUCAGCACCCUCGUGGAAUGGACGCCCGCAACCUACCCACCGUACGACUUUGUCCUACACCCCUGGACCGGCGUUCCGCCAAAGAUAAUCGCGCUCUUUGGAAAGGCCAUGUCCUUGUGUCGCAGGUCUCGCGAUACGUGGCGAGGCAGCAUCGCGCCCACGUAUGAGGUGAUGUGGCAGGCGAUGCUAGAUAUCAACGAAGCUCAGGCCCUCGAGGAGACACUCUUAUCGGUCGAGGUACCAGCUCUUAUCGAGGAUGCGGGCGAAAUUCGCAAGGAAGAUGGUCUGGACAUGGACUUGCACCGCGCUGCCGAGGUGUUUCGUCUAUCGUCGCUUCUUCAGCUCUACCAGACAUUUCCUGAUCUCGUCUCCAGGCGUCUACCAGAUAGGAUAGAUUCAGGGAGCGUUACAAAAACGACAUGGCCGACAUCGCUCGCUCUAUACAUAACCGGGAUACUCUCGGAGAUCCCAGCAGAGUCAAUCCGAUGUCUUCAGCCCUUACUAUGCCUAGGCGUAGGCUCCGGACUCCGGUGCAAGACAAUAUCUACGGAGGAGGCACCCCCUAAGUUGGAGCUGUCAGAUACAAGCUGGUCGGAUAUGUCUUACCCAGUGAUCGGAGACUCCAAGUCUCCAAAGCAGAGGCAUUUCUCAGACGUGGGCCUAGCUCGCGAGUUCAUCAUGGACAGGCUGAGGGGAUUUGGUCAAGGUCCCGCUGUAGGCCCUAUUGUCAUACUUCGGGAACUUCUACAGGCUGUCUGGUCAUGGUACGACAGUGAGGCGGUGCCGGGGUCGGUGCAUUGGCUCGACGUCAUGGCUGAUCUCAAGUAUGAGACUGUCUUUGGUUGA